UAAGAAUUUGAUCUCUGCCAAACGCAACCAACCUGAUCAUAUGACCCUGGGAAACUAUGGCUACUGGGAACCCUAUAGAAAGCCUCCAGAGUGAAGCAACUUGUGCUAUUUGCCUGGAAUACUUUAAGGACCCAGUGAUUAUAGAUUGUGGGCAUAAUUUCUGCAGAGGUUGUAUCAUCCAGUGCUGGGAAGUAUCCGGUACAAACUUCUCCUGCCCUGAAUGCAGACAAACGGUUCAGCCCAGAAAUUUCAAGUUGAACAGGCAGCUGGCAAACGUUGUAGAAAUAACUAAACAGCUGCAAUUAGAGACAGAAGAUGGAGCAGGAAGUCAGAGGCUGUGUGAUACACACCAGGAGUCUCUGAAGUUGUUCUGUGAAGAGGAUCUGACACCCAUCUGCAUGGUGUGUGACAGAUCCAAAGAGCACAGCUUUCACACCGUGGUUCCCAUUGAGGAGGCUGCUCAGGACUACAAGAAAAACAUUCAGGUGUAUUUGGUGAUUCUGAACAAAAAAAGAGAAAAACUCCUGAACUUUAAGGCAAGUGAGGCAAAGAGAGUCCGGGAGCAUCUGAAACAGACAGAAGCUGAGAGGCAGAAGAUUGUGUCUGAAUUUGAGCAACUGCACCAGUUCCUGAAGGACCAAGAGCAACUCCUGCUGGCCCGGCUGGGAGAGCUGGAGAGGGAGUUUGUGAAGAGUCAGGAGGAAAAGAGUUCUGAAGUGUCAAAGGGAAUAUCAGUUCUCAACAAAGUCAUCGCUGAUCUGGAGGAGAAAUGCCAGCAGCCAGCUAGUGACUUCCUGCAGGACAUCAGACGCAUCUUGAACAGAUGUGAGAAGAUGAAGGAGUUCUGCAAGCCCGAGGGGAUUUCUCCAGAACUGGAACAAAGACUCCUCCAUUUUUCUAGGAAAAACAUUGCUGUGAAGGUAGCUCUGAAGAAAUUCAAAGAUGCUCUACUGUCAGAACUGAAGACAGAAAGGGAGAAAUCCAGGGGAGGAGAUGGGCAGGUGAAUGUGACCUUGGAUCCAGAAACAGCCAGUCCCCAACUCAUCCUGUCUGUGGACCGAAAAAGUGUGACGUGGGGAGUAACACGGCUUAGUCAUCCUGAAAAUCCCCAGAGAUUUGAUGCUGCUCCCUGUGUGCUGGGCUGUGAGGGAUUCACAUCAGGAAAACAUUACUGGGAGGUGGAGGUGGGGGAUGCGGGAGCCUGGGCUGUGGGAGUUGCCAGAGAGUCUGUGAGAAGGAAGGGAGAGAUCAGUGCUCUGCCUGCAGGAGGGAUCUGGGCUGUGCGGAGAUGGGGCUUUCAGUACCAGGCUCUCACCUCCCCUAUGACACCCCUAUUUCUAAGUAGGAUUCCCCAGAGGGUCAGAGUCUCCCUAGACUGUGAAGGGGAGAGGGUGGGAUUUUCUGAUGCUGACAGCGAAGCCCAGAUCUUCACGUUCCCACUGCCCCCUUUCACUGGAGAAAGAAUCUGCCCUUUCUUUUCGGUCUGGGGCCUAGGAUCGCAGCUCACGCUGUAUUCCUGAGGCCUGGGGCAUUAAUGGAUCUCACGGAAAGAAUUCACCCAGUGUCUGAUGUCCUCAACUCUGUGGCCUGGUGUAGCCCUGCAUCUUUCUGCAAAGGUAGCUCAGUGAAAAAAUCAUUGGAGUUUCCAGCUGCGUGUCAGCAUGGAUCAUUCCUGCCUGCUUCUGUCUCUCCUAGUCUGAGGAAACACAGCGGGCCUACAGGGAUUAGGUUUGAAAUGGUUUGCUUGCUGUAAAGAGGGGAGGGUGCAGGAGAAUUUCCAGGAGGUGCCACCAAAGAUGACAUGCAGACACGUCGGUCUGAGGAGAACCUGCACCGACAUGCCCAGCAUUUCUCAAGCGGGGGUCUGCAGAGAGUUCUCUAUUUACGCGGUGCCAGCUUCUCCUCCCUGUGUUCAGCUGUUGUGUUACAUGAAUAUAUGUUAAAGUGUGGCCUUAGGAUAACUUCUGCAUCAUGGGUGAGUGUUAUAACUGCACAGGAGUAUUAAGGAAAGGGGUAGUGGUCCCUGAAGCCAUGUUUCAGGUGGUGGUACCUGAAGUCACACAACACAAGUUCAGUGCACAUAAACCACUUUCAGAAUGGGCAAAACCAGUUUAAGGUAAACCUGGAUGGAAAUAGUAUCAAACUUAAGUGAUUUAGGUUAAAUCAGUUUAUUGAACUUCUGAUCCACAUCCCCUCCAGAUUCAAGUAAGCUCACAGUCCCUCGGCAUCCCAGUGUAGCUCGGGUAGUACCCAAUUAUGUACUCCCCUUUCCAAUUGAAGGGAAUAUUAGCAGGGUAGGUGCACUGUGGGGUGAAACUGCCUGCUGCACCCAGUUUCCUUCCUUCCUUCCCCUAUAGAGGCAGGCCAGGACAUGCAAUAAACUUAACUAUGUCCAAAUUUAA
Molecule: messenger RNA, 2402 nt
Organism: Alligator mississippiensis (American alligator)
Lineage: Eukaryota; Metazoa; Chordata; Crocodylia; Alligatoridae
Product: zinc finger protein RFP-like
Exons: 7
Coding region: 57-1520 (487 amino acids)
Molecular function (GO): zinc ion binding; protein binding
Source: RefSeq, a predicted model, not a curated record